Ziziphus jujuba (common jujube) is the source of this 1003-nucleotide messenger RNA. Its product is annotated as protein SMALL AUXIN UP-REGULATED RNA 51. The record is from RefSeq and is a predicted model, not a curated record. Bases 139 to 636 code for a protein of 165 amino acids. The transcript has a single exon. NCBI's taxonomy places the organism in Eukaryota, Viridiplantae, Streptophyta, Magnoliopsida, Rosales, Rhamnaceae. Gene Ontology annotation, biological process: response to auxin.
AACAAUCACGCUAAACCCGAGAUUAGGAUCUGACUUCCACUCCAACACAAACAUCUUCUCCAUUUUUUCAAUUUCUUUUCAAACUUUUCUCUUUCCAUUUUUUAUUUUUAUUUUUUUCUUCUUCUGCGGAACACUCCAAUGGCCGGCGCUAUGGUUCAUAAGAUCAGCCAAAUAGUACGCCUCAAGCAGCUAAUGCUGCGCUGGAAACACGUCAGCGUUCGCCGCCGGCCCGUCUAUUGCUCCGAUUCUGAGCCGCAUGCGGCGGCGGUGGCGAACGAUCCGACCAGCCGCCGCAUUCCAUCGGGUUUUCUGGCUGUCUACGUGGGUUCGACGGAGCGCCGGCGGUUUCUGAUCCCGGCAAGGUUUCUGAACCUGCCGGUGUUCGUGGCAUUGUUGAAGAAGGCGGAGGAAGAGUUCGGAUUCGAGUGCAGUGGGGGUCUUGUUCUUCCAUGUGAAGUGGGGUUUUUUGAGGAGAUCUUGAGGUUUCUUCAGAAAAGCGAGACCAAGUUUGGGAAAUUUGGUUUGGAUGAUUUCUUGAAGAUGACUUCUGAUGUGGGUUUUGAUUCCUGUAGAGAAAUAUCCACAAACAACAUGUCUCACGCUUUCACUCCACUCUUGCAGAAGGCUAGGGUUUGACAACGACCGGUUAGCACUCAAGCACCAUUUUUUCUUUUUUUUACCUGGAAAAUGGUUUUUUAGGGUUUCUCAAGAGCCAUUUGUAAAUGGGUUGGUCUUACUCUCUCUUUUUCUUUUUUCUUUUUUCCUUUUUCUUUUUUGUUGGGAUUUUCUUUCUUUUUUUUUGGUUCAUACCAUCCUUGAACCCAUUUUAUAAAGUUCCCAAAAAAAAAAAAAAAAAAAAACUUUGAUGGGUAUCAAUGAGAUGUUGUUGGACUUUUCUUUCUUCUUUCCAGGCAUCCGUUUCUUGUAGUGAUGCUACUGCUAGUGAAAUAUCAGAAAAUCAAUGAAUGAAAUGUUCAGAUUAGCUGUUACUUUUUUUUUUUAA